Messenger RNA from Dromiciops gliroides (monito del monte), 2652 nucleotides. RefSeq names its product aquaporin-12-like. Bases 886 to 1590 code for a protein of 234 amino acids. Gene Ontology annotation, molecular function: channel activity. NCBI's taxonomy places the organism in Eukaryota, Metazoa, Chordata, Mammalia, Microbiotheria, Microbiotheriidae. Gene Ontology annotation, cellular component: cytoplasm. The transcript has a single exon. The record is from RefSeq and is a predicted model, not a curated record.
UUGGCAUACUACUGCUAUGACACCAGUCAUUGUUACAUUUAUUCAGGUAUGCUUUGGAUAAUUUCUCUAGAAAUAUAACUAGUUUAUAUAUUUACAAGGACUAUGGACAUGUUGCUUUAGCGUCAGUUUCGUCAUCUAUAAAAUGGGAGUGAAAAGACAUCCAUUACCUACUGCAGGUGGUUGUGAGGAAAGUACAUUAUCAAGUACAAAGCACUAUCUGAAUAUAAGCAGCUUUUAAAAAAAAUGUUGCAGCAUAGUUUUAUUGUGACUUUUUUUGAACAGAAUUAACAGAAAUCUAUCUUGUCUCCAAAGAGUUCAUACACCCUCUUUCCUAAAGUAGUGUUCACUAACAUUAAUAUUUGGGUCAGAAACGCACUCUCAGCAUUUCAGGAAAUGUCCCGGAAGUCACAGUCCUGGAGACAGUAAUGAAUGAAUACCAUGAGUAUUUGUGAGGAAUCCUAAGCUUUGGACAUAGGAUGCUUUGAGCAAGGUAUUUCUGAUCAUCCUGGGUCAACACAAGAAAAAGUAAGCAUCUACUACAAUAUGACUCCCCAGCUGGGUAGUCUGUGUCUAUGUACACUUGUCUGACAGGUAGCUCUCUACUAUUGGAACAUUGUAGUUAAAGGAGAAGGAAGUAUUUAAAAGUCAAGUAGUUGAUGGGAUUGUGGAUAAGGGAAAGUAUUCUUGAGGUGUGUAUUGCCUGCCUCCUGUCAUAUGUGAAUUUUCCCUUCAGCCUCCUUGACCUCAUGGACCUGGAUGUUAGUUUUUGCCACGUUCCCUUAAUAUCCACCUCUAUGUUAAAAGAGGUAGUAUUUUCUGCUCUGAUUUCCUGUGUAGUAUAGUGUAGAUACUUUCCUGCUUCUCCUAGCUAGUGAGGAUUCCUGAAUGGCUGGUUUGAAUGUCUCCCUUUCCUUCUUCUUUAUUAUUGUGACCCUCUGUGAAGGGGCCAGAAGACUUUCCAAGAUGUUUCUCCCCCAGAAAAUCUAUAGCAGCUUUGCUAGGGAGCUGGCAAGUGCCUUCCAGUUAUGUGCAUGUUGCCUGGAACUAAGGAUGUUAGUGGAGAUUGGGCCCUGGGGAGGCGGCUUUGGCCCAGAUGUGGUUCUAACUCUUCUCUUCCUGCUCUUUUUGGUCCAUGGGAUAUCUUUCGAUGGUGCAUCUGCCAACCCAGCUGUGUCCAUCCAAGAGUUCCUGAUGGUAGAGUCCUCUCUGCUGAUGACAGCUGUGAAACUAUUGGCCCAUUUUGUGGGGAUGAAGGCCAGCUACAUUUUGACCAAUCUCUAUUGGUCCUGGGAGUUGACAGAUUUUCAUCUAAUUCAGAAUCUGAUUGCCAGAGAUUGCAGUUCCUCUCUCCGGACAUCCGUGGGCCAGGGCACCUUGGUGGAAGCCACCUGUUCUUUCUUCUUCCAUUUAACUCUCCUUCUAUUUCAGCACAGUCUUUUUAUCUACAAGGUGACAGCUGUGGCUCUCAUUGUCACCAUCUUGGCUUAUACAGGUGAGAGAAUUUUCUCCUUGAGAGUCCUGGGCUGGUGGAGAGGAGGAGGAUUAUCCUCUGAAGAAAUGUUACACUGCUGGAGAGAAAAGAAGCACUGAUUCCAAUGGGCUGUACUUAAUAGUCUGAGGAAAGUCAAGCAGAGUGCGUCUUAAGAAAUAAGAGAAUUUCAGUUGCUUUUUGGUUGGCCAUUUGCUUUAUAUUGUUUUCAUGGGCAUGGUGCUAGGGACCAGGGGGUAGUUGGAAGUGUUGUGUGUAUAUAGUGGGGUGGCAUGAGGAGAAUUGGAAAAAGAAGGUCAGGGAAUCUUUGAAAUGGUUGGGCUUUAUUUUGCUAUUUGGGGAAGGGGGCAAAGAACCAAUUUUUACAUUAGUUCAGCUUUGCGGGGAGUGAUUCCCAGUCCUGGUUUUCAGAAUAUGUCAGAAUGACAUUACGUCAAAGGAUGUCAUGAAAUUCUCCAAACCAAAUGAAUUUUUUAUUCAACUUAAUUGAAAAGCCAAGCCAUAGUUUGGGGGAUAGGGAGAGAGGGAAAAGGGAAUCAGAGAAUAUUAUAGUGUCAAAACCAGUGGGAAGGAUGUGGGGAUAACUCUAAGGGACAGGUAAAAAAAGUGGGAGCUAAGGUAGAGUUACCUGGUUUAGGGACUGAAAAAAUAAACCUACAGAAUUAUUUAUUUACUAGCUGGUUAAUAAUAAGAUACCAGUAUCAGUGUGGUAGAAUGGAGAGUGCUUUACUUGGAGUUAGAGAAUCUGGGUUGGAAUCCCAUUUCUGCUGCUUACUACCUCUAUGACCUCAGUUUCCCCAUCUAUAAAAUGAGGGGGUCAGAUUAAAUAGCUUCCAAAGGUCUCUUCCAGCUCUAAAUCUGUGAUCAUCUAUGAUCCUGUUGGUUGAUCCUAUGAUAUGGUAGGUGAUUUAUCUCAAUUCUAAUUGAUUUUCUGUAGACAGUAGAUCCUAAUACAGAUUUAAGUUUCUUUUCUAAAUGUGUAAAUAAACCCAAAUUCAGUAGGAAAGCUAUUUAAAGGACCCGGAUGGUAAAUUUAACAUGUAUACAACACAUAUAUGUAUACAUAUAUACACACAUAUAGAAAGAAAGAAUACCAACUUUCUAGUUUAUAUUUUUAAGUGGCACAGUGGAUAGUGCACUGGGUCUGGAAUUAGGAAGUCCUG